AUGGAGAAUUCCUACGGUGUGGCGAAUUUUAACAGAUACGCUCUUUUCUUGGACGAUGAGUCCGAUCCUCUUGAUGCGAUAAAAGCUCGAGAGCAAGCAAAAGAGCUUAAAAAAAAAACCAAAGAGGCGGAAAAAGAGAACAAGGGUAAACCCGAAGCUAAACCUAAGGGAGCCAGUGUCGUCACGAGGAAGGGAAUCAAGGAAACUCAAAAUGUGAAGUCUCAAGAAACUAAACCUGGUGAACAACAAAAGAUUAAGGGCCCACCCAGAACAAACGAUCGUAACGCGGAGAGACCGCCGCCGCGCCGUCGCGAGGAGCGCCCACAAAACGGUGCCAUCGAAGGCAAGGAGGGUGCUAGGCCCCCUCGUCGUGAUUUUGGUGAACGAAAGCCUGCCUUCGAGCGUCGUAACUUCGGUGAUAACCCUCCAGCUGAAGGAGGCGAACGGCGCGGGCCGAGGCCCCCGCGUGAACCACGUGACGGUCAACGUGGGCCCCGGCCGGGCUACGAUGGCCGCGGUAAACGUGAGUUUGACAGGAGAUCGGGCUCUGACAAAACGGGCGUGAAGCCAGUCGAUAAACGUGAAGGGGCUGGUCCCCACAACUGGGGCACGAUCAAGGACGACCUGGACGAGUUAAAUAAAACUGGAUCCGAAGGCGAUGUUGCCGAGGAGAAGCCGGCCGACGCCGCUGCCGCCGGUGACGGUCAACAGCCCGAGCCCGCCGAGCGUGCGCCGCCCGCCGAGGAGGAACCGCGUGAGCUCACUCUCGACGAGUACAAGGCGCUGCGGAACGCUCAACGCACUGCACCUCAGUACAACCUGCGUAAAGCUGGCGAGGGCGAGGACUUGAGCCAGUGGAAGAAUCUGGUCAUGCUGGAGAAGAAGAAGGAGGGCGAGAACGAUGACGAUACCGAUGAAGAGUACGACAUGGCAGACUAUCCGCAACGUGUGGGACGCCAGAAGCGCGUGCUGGGCAUCGAGUUCACGUUCAACGACAAUGCGCGGCGCGGCGGCACGGGUGGACGCGGGCGCGGACGUGGACGCGGGCGCGGCCGUGGUAUGCCGCGUGAGGAGGCUCCUCCGGAGGAGCAGCGGCAGCAAGUGGUUCGCAGCCAGGUCGCGCCGCCCAAGGUGGACGACAACAAGGAUUUCCCCUCUCUAAGU
Molecule: messenger RNA, 1164 nt
Organism: Brenthis ino (lesser marbled fritillary)
Lineage: Eukaryota; Metazoa; Arthropoda; Insecta; Lepidoptera; Nymphalidae
Source: the annotation of a GenBank genome assembly